ACAUUUAGUGUGUGAGUGAACGCAAAAAAAAGCUUGCCGAUAUUUCAUCCAUCUCCCUCGUAAAUUUUGGACAUAGGCUGAUUGACAACAAAAGCCACUAUUUUGAGGAUCAUUGUUGUUUUAAAUGUUUCCUUGUAAAUAAGUGUUGUGAAACGAGCGCCUGUAUUCGUGAUUUACACAGUGGAUGAAAAAAUAUGAAGCGGCGAAAUGCCGAAACUGGGAAGUUGCGGCGCCCCUUGAAGCGCACAAAAAUCACCGAAGGAAUGUACGGAAAUUCAAUGCUGUACCUGAAGUUUGUGAUGAUUUGGGCAACAGUUGUCAUGGCAGACUAUAUGCUGGAGUUCAGGUUUGAGUUCCUCUGGCCAUUUUGGAUGAUGCUGAGAUCAGUCUACGAUUCAUUUAAAUAUCAAGGACUGGCAUUCUCAGUAUUCUUCAUCUGCAUAGCACUCACAUCAGACAUGAUAUGUUUCUUCUUCAUACCCCUACAAUACAUAUUCUUUGCUGCCAGUACCUAUGUGUGGGUACAAUAUGUCUGGUACACAUUCGCAGACAAAGGCAUCUGCGUACCGACAGUAGCGAUAUGCUGCAUACUGGUGUACGUGGAAGGUCUUUGGCGGGGGUCUCGCGCGGGCGCCGGGGAGCUCUGCAGGCCGUUGGCGGCGCACUGCGUCGGCUACCCGGUGGUCACGCUGGGCUUCGGGGCGAAGGCCCUCAUAGCCCACCGGCUGAGGCAGCGCCGGCAGAGGCACGUUCGCGCGAUGAAUGAGUUCUAUUUCCAACUCAUGCGCGACGCGCUUCCUGAGUCUGCGUUGGACCAGUCGCAGUCUCAGACACAAGUGGCGGGCAAGGACGUCGCCAACGGCGGCGCGGACUGCGCGGCGGCCGUGGCGCAGGCGCAGCCGACGGACGCGCGGUACGCCAACGGCUCGUUGCGCCGCUGUCGGUACAAGACGGCCGACCACAACGGACACUGUCCGCCGGAACAUGUAUCCAAUAAGGUAGACAAAGUAGAGAAGCAAGUGUCGCAUACGAAUGCGAUACGCGAGAAGGCGUCACACGCGUCCAAUGGCAGCUCGCACAGCUCGGGCAGCUCGCACAGCUCACACAGCACACACAGCGCGGGGGGCGGAGCCCUGAGCAACGGCUCGGCCUGCCACGCCGCGCCCGACGAUGACGACAGACAUGACCACAGUAAAGGUGGUUCAAAGUCUUCGAAGGCGGAAAAAGAAAAGAAAGAGGCUAGCACAUUAAAAGAAGAAAAAAGAAAGAAUAAAAACAGAGAUAAGGAUAAGGACAGUAUCGAUAGUCAUAAGAGUACAGAACAUACAAAAGAACAAAUAGUUAAAGAUAAAGAAGUAGAGAGUACAAAAGAUUGUGUAAAAAUUAAGGAAAGCAGUAACAAAGAGGCUAAGGAGAAAGAGAAGGAAAGAGACAGAGAACGGGAGAGGGAGACGAGAGAGCGCGACAAGGAGCGCGAGAGGGAGCGAGAACGCGAACAGCGCGAAGCCCGCGAGUGCAUGGAGGAGCUGAAGCGAGUCCGCGCGGAGCUGGCCACGGCGCGCGCCGCCGAGGCAGAGGCACGACGCGCCCUGGCCGCCGCCGCCGCCGCCGAGCGACAGCGCCGCGCCGACCACGCGCAGCUCAAGCAGGCACACGCCGCGCUGCAGCACAAAGUGAACGCAUGGCGUACGGGCGAGCGCGCGGCGUUGGAGCGCCGCCUGGCGGACGAGCGACGCGCGCGGACCAACGCUGAGAACCAACUGCUACGGGCCAGGCACCAACCGCGCACGCCCAACGGGGAAUGCGAGAGCGAGUCGUGUAGGUCCCGUCGCGCGGCGGCGGAGGCGGAGGGCGCGCUGCUGCGGCGCGAGCUGCGCGCGGCGCGGGAGCGGGCGGCGGCGCUGGCGCGCGGGCCCGGGCCCACGGCCGGCGCCUUCGACUCCGCCGCCGAGCGCCUGCACCACCUCGAGCACUCGCUCUCCGCCGAGACGCGCGUCAAGCUCGACCUGCUCUCCGCGCUCGGCGACGCCAAGCGCAAGCUCAGCAUACAGGACGGCUUAAUAUCAAGACAAGAAAAAGAAAUAGAGGAACUGAAAGCUCAAAUGCUGGCGGUGAUGCCGACGGAGUUCGUGGCGCCGUCGAGUGCCGCGGUGUCCAAGCUUCGACUCUCGGACGGGUCACCGCUGGACCCCAACGCCUCCGUGUACACGCCCAAGCAACUAGCGCAGUGCUCCGACGCCUGAACCAAGGAACGAACGCGGCCAAGCAAGUAUUGUCUAACUUACUUCACCAAACGACGACUAGGUUGCAGCAAGAUUGUACGAAAAUGUUGAGAAAUUCUGUGUGGUGCCUGUGACACGAACAAAUUAUAUUUAGUGACGAUACAAUACACAACGUGGCAUUCUAAGGUCUGUGACAGUUUGACAUGAACAUUCUAUCGACACCGUGAGUGUUGCCAGGUACAAGAAUCAAUAACCGGUAACACAUAGCCUUUAAAUGGACAUUUAAGCUGUAAAAUCACCGGUACAUUCAAUAUUUAUACCUGGCAAUUCGUAACUAAAUUCACCGAGUACCUAUAGGUUUGUAUUGAAAUAAUUUAGACAAUACUUUAAGCCUAGACAGGUAAAAAUCUAGAAAUAUUGUAAGACCUUGCGCGUUCUUCCUAAACCGAGCUUCGACCCUUACCCAAGCCGUGCUGGUCUUUGUAUGGGCGUUUUCUGAUCUCAAUUUGUUUUUUUUUUUGUUUUCUAAUUGAUAAUGCAAGCUGACAAGAUGUUUUCGUUAAUUUAUUGUGUUAGUUAAAAUUUAAACGUGAUUUUUUUGUAAGUCAAAGUAAGAAAGCAGGCGAGAGACUUGGCUCACACUUUUGUUAAGAUUGAUUUUGAAAAUUUUCUGUUCUUGACUGAUACAUUUCUUUUUGGGAUUUUACUGGUCAUUCUUAACUAGAGUCGAGUCCGAUCGCCCGCAAAUGUCCAUACAAAUAUCGGUAGUCUAAGAAAUUAACUGGAUAUACUUAAAAUAUAAAAAAAAAAAUAACAAGUGUGUUAGUUUUGUAACAGUGUACGUACAUAUUUCAAGACAGAGCGUUUAUUUUUUCAUAAUAUUAAAAUAAUUGAAUUACUUACACACGUUUGUGGUGACUACCCUUUGGUCUUUAUCGAUGUGAGUUUCCCCGGAGUAUGUAACUCUCGUGAACUGUCACCCGACACUGUGACGACGGCGUUCGCUUUACUGUGCGCACAAUUACGGUCAUGUUUCACUGUAACUGCGUCCAAACCAGCGAACAUUUCAAUAAACCUUAGCCGGUAUUGCGUUCCGUUGAAAAGUGAAUCUUAAUGUCAUACGUUAAGAUACAUUUUCCAACGACACAGGAGUCGCUGCAUUUUUCAGCAUUUCUUCAAAAUGUGACCGUGCAAUGAUCUCUUCAAGCAUAAUCUGUGUGAUCAACAGUCCACUGUGUGACUCGCUGCUGCAGUUAUAUAAAUGCGUGUUCUUUUUAAAUUUUAUGUGAUAAAUUGUACAAAUUAAGAUCUGAGAUCGAGUCUUCUUCCUUGUAUAUUAAAUUUGUAGUUUUAUUCGACGUUUUUAGUCCAAAUUUGUCUGUAUUUACGUGUGGCGCCACCUGGCGGUACGUUCGAGAACUACCCGCGUGGCGCCCACAUUUUCUUGUUGAACUUGCGAUUUGAGUAUUGUUUGACGUGUGACAGCAUUUUGACAGAUGAUGGGAACCAUGACAGUUGUGAUUUUGACAGAUGUUCCGGUUUGGUAAAACUGCUCCUGUGUUUUUGAACUCUACGGAUGUCUGUGGACUUUUCUAACUCGAAAAUUCGUACUUAAACAUUUGGGAAACGUUUCUAAAUUUGCUUUAAACAAUAUUUUACUAAACCAUGGCCAGUAUUAUGGAGAAAAAGCCACAGAUAUCCAUAGACAUUCUUCCUUUACGAUAAGUUGUAAACAUACGUAAUAAUCGCCUAAAAGAUUGUACCCCAAACAUAUUACAUUAAUUAGCACAACAUUAUAUUGAUUUAAAAUACCUGUGGAAUCACUUCGCAACUCAAAUCUUGCUUUGAGGUUCAUAUUUAUUAUGUUGACAGAUAGAUAUAAAUUGACGCUGCAAAAUUUGCAAAGCAUCCGCCUUGUAUUGUCCAAAUACUCAAACGACGACGUGAAAUAUUUCAUGAUUGUGUUUGAGUGAAAAAAAUAACUCAUAAAAACUACUUUUUUUUUUUUCAAACUUGCUAGAAACCUCGCUUAGUAUUUUAUUUACUACAUAAUGUACCUUAAUUAAUAUGUCUCGAGUCUGUUGUUUUGCCAGAUCUUUAAAAAUAUGAAAUGGCAAUUUAUUUUUUGUUGCUAUUCCUUGGUCAGUACCCUUAGUAUGAGUAAUCUAUAAAGUAAUUAAACAAGAUCUGAUUGGUUGGUUUAUUCGAGCCGGCCAAUCAGAGCGCCGUACGCGCUCUCGUUUCGAUUACUUUAAACGUAAACUCGUACUAAGGGUACAGAAUGGCCAACUGCUCUAGCCACUGAGAUUAAAAACUAAAGAUUUGCAACUGAUAUCCACAGAUUUUUAUAGAAUCUCUUACAAAUAUAUUAAAUAGACUUUCUACGUAUAAAUAGACGAUUAUUUUCAAAAAAUAUUGCACAACGCGUUAUUUAAAAAAGGACUUUGUCCCGCCUCUAAAGGUGCUGGCACCAAAUACUGUUAUAUUUUUGAAUUUGGAAGGGACAUUGCUUUUUUUUAAAUGCCGCGUUUAGUUACUUCGGACAUAAAUUUCUAUGUAAGCAAUAGUUUUUAAAUAAUUUUGUAAAAAUGUUAAGAAUAAUAUCUCAUUGUAUAAGUACAGUUGUGUGUGUUUUAAGUAAUUGUUUGUGGUUUAUUAUUAGGUACCUACUAACUAUGAGGACAAAUUCGACUGACUUUUAUUUUUUUUUAUAAUAAGUUGUAAAAGUAAAAGAGAUUUUGUAUCGAAACAAACAUUUGUUUUGACUUAUUUUUAGAAAAAAAAAUAGUAUUAUUGAUGUGGUCUUGUAUAUUGUUGAUCGAAGAAUAUACAAUGAGGUAUUAAUUCUGAAUUAAACUUCAUCCAUCCAUACCAAUGCCAAUAGACUUGUAAUUACGUUCUUCCCACAGUAACCUGUACCCUUAGUACGAGUUUGCUUUACGCUUAUUACGGCGCUCUGAUUGGUUGGUUUAUUCGAGCCGGCCAAUCAGAGUGCCGAACGCGCUCUCGUUUCGAUUACUUUAAACAUAAAACAAACUUGUACUAAGGUUACUGCUUCCAAAACCGACUCUGUUGCAUUUAUACAAUAGUACAAUUAAUUUUAUAAUGAAAUAAACCCAUCAGUUAAUUUACUAAGCGACGGAAUUGUAUGAACAUAGUUUAAAAAUGGAUUCGUAUAGUGUAGUUGUAAUUGGUUGUAAAGUGCGUUCAUUUUUCGCACUAUUUUCGAUGUUGAUGCGUUCAAUUGAAGUGUUUUUGUGUGCCAAUUUAUUCUGUCUAUGUAUAGCUCGGCCUUGUAUACUUGUUUAGUAGAUAGAUAAUGAUAUCUUUAGAACUUUAAACGGGAUAUUUACCAUGUUUAUUAGUUUUUGUGUGAAAUAUCGGAAAAACUAAUAAACAUGGUAAAUAUCCCGUUUUAAGUUCUAAUGAUAUUACUAGUGACCAUGUCAGUUUAAAAACUUAGAUAAAUAAUGAUCCCAGUACUUCACAGCGUGUUUGUUUUGUUGGUAAACAUUUGCACUUUAUGGUUGUAUUCGUGACACGUUUGUUGAUGUCGGUUUUCUGGGAUCGAUUGAAGAUUUAUCUUCAUAAUUUAUUUAAACUAUCGCUCAGUUCAUUGUUUUUUACUCAGUCUAAGUGCUUGAUAAGCACGUUAAGCAUUUUUUUUUAUCAAUUUGAUAUUAACGUGAAAUAGAAUAAGUUUAAACAUAAUUUUGUUAUAAAUUUCGUGAGACAUACUAAAUUAAUUAUUAUGUUAUCGGCUUACUCACGUAACUGUUUGACGAGGAACUCGACUAGUUUCAAUCCAUGCUAGGAUGAUUCCAGGCAGAGGGCGCGAAACUCGAGUCGCCAGUAGCAGCGCGACAAUCGCCGCGUCGUGUGUCGCGGAAUGCUGCUCAUGAAUAUGAGCCUCUAACAUGGCUUGAAACUAGUAGAGUUCCUCGUCAAACAGUUACCUGAGUAAGCCGAUAACAUAAUAAUUAAGUUUAAACAUAUUCUGACACUCAUAUUAUGCUGUCAUUUAAGUAAAAUCUCCAGAUUUUGUUGUAUUUUCUCAUCUACAUUAUAAGUAUACAAGGUUACAAAGAGCUCCCACAUUCACAAGAUACGCGAUGUAACGCACAUUGGAUACAACAAGCUAUAAAAUGAACAUUUCCGUAUUAUUUUUGAGAUUUUGUACCGUUCACUCUAGUCUUAUAUAAGGUCGAUACUACACUGCCGCGGUUUCUAUGUCGCUAGUCAGUCGUAUUUUAUAUCAGGAAGGAUUUAAAAGCGCGUACAUUUACAUGUAUCAGUUAGGUGUCCAAGAUGAGAUUGUCAUCACAUUUACAAAUGUAAUUUACGAUCGUGUCAUCACAUGCAAUUUGUGUUUAAAAUAGUUGAGUGAGAUUAACGUUCCGGUGCAGACAGUGUGUAUCGGCCUUUACAGUUAUUUGUAAACCUAAGUUUUAGGCGUUUAGUUUUUUUUUUUUAUUUAUAACGGACUGCGCACUGCCCUUGAAGUUGAACUUCCUACCUUUACUUUGGAACUACGUAAAAUGAUUGUGAAAGUACUUAAUUUAGAUGUUUAGACUUGAUGUGAUUAUUAUUUUCGAUAAUGAAAUCUGUACGCAGCAGAUGGCGAUGUAUAUUUUUUCAUGAAACCGGACGAAACAACGGGAACGUUAUCGUGCGUAGGAACAAACGUACAAUGGAACGAUUUGAAUUUUCACUAGUGAAAUGUAAGUGAUAAUGUUUGUUUGUAUUAUAAACAGAUGCUGUAACAGCAAUAAAAAAUCAGACUUGCAA
Spodoptera frugiperda (fall armyworm) is the source of this 7010-nucleotide messenger RNA. Its product is annotated as macoilin-2. Gene Ontology annotation, biological process: neuronal signal transduction. Bases 195 to 2243 code for a protein of 682 amino acids. The transcript is spliced from 12 exons. Lineage: Eukaryota; Metazoa; Arthropoda; Insecta; Lepidoptera; Noctuidae. Gene Ontology annotation, cellular component: rough endoplasmic reticulum membrane. The record is from RefSeq and is a predicted model, not a curated record.